Messenger RNA from Salvelinus fontinalis (brook trout), 6174 nucleotides. RefSeq lists its product as uncharacterized. The transcript is spliced from 7 exons. Bases 59 to 2488 code for a protein of 809 amino acids. NCBI's taxonomy places the organism in Eukaryota, Metazoa, Chordata, Actinopteri, Salmoniformes, Salmonidae. The record is from RefSeq and is a predicted model, not a curated record.
GGAAGCGAGAGCGGGUUAUGGUUCAGUGUGCGUCGGGGAAAAGGAAAAAAUAAGGAAAAUGACCUGCAACAGCUCGUUCUGGGCACAUGUGUUCAUGACAGCGUAUUUACUGUGGGUCACGGGACGUGUUGCUCAGAAAGUCUACUUUGAUUGUGGAGCGAAGGUGGAUGUUGUGGAUGUCCAAGGCCUCAUCCUGUCUCCUGGGUUUCCCUAUAACUACUCCUCAGGGAGCCACUGUGUCUGGCAGUUCUUUGUGCCCGUCGGCCACCAGCUCAUACUGGAGAUAUUUGACUUUGACGUGUUCGAGAGCCACGACCCCUCCGCCCAGUACACUGCCAUCUCUAACUUGAAAGUGAAAGAUGCUGAGGCUGACGAUGGGGCAACGUUCCCGUCUGGUAGUCCUGUCACAGAUGAAAACAUGUCAAUGCUGGCUAAAGACGUCCACGUAACUCAGGCUCAGGGGGGCAGAGCGAUAGCCCCCCAGUCCUUCUUCCAACAUGACAAGGUCAAGCAGGUGGUGGUGCAAGAGCAGUCCACCAAGAUGGAGAUCGCCAAAGUCUCCAACUCUGCUAAAAGGUCCACCUCUGACAUUGCAUCCCCACAUCCCACCUCACACCUCCUACCCAGGGACCAGGCAGCGGUGAACUCAAUCACCUCUCCUCUCCUCAGAGGCGACCCUGACCUGAACCUUACCCCUAACCCCAGAGCAGCAGCCCCAGACCUGGCUGUGGUUGUAGACAAGGCCACCACUCCGACCUCUCCGCCCUCCACGGACACGGAGUCAGUGAGCUCUGAGACCCAGGUGGUGGACGCUUGCCCCCACGACGUCCUCUACAUCUCGGACCUCCUCACUUUCUCCUCGCGCUUCUGUGGCUCCAACCGGCCCUCCAGCAGCCAGCUGGUGUUUGGCUCUAGCCAGGAGAUGGUAGAGGUCAUCAUGGAGUUGAUCACCACCACCCACUGGGGCCGUGGCUUCGCCCUGCUCUUUCAUUACCACAACCGGACAGAACCGGAUGGAGAUGACCCCAGGCACACCUACGCCCCUACCGGGGCCAGCAAGAUGGAAUCUCUGCUGGCUGCCAUGAGCGGAGCAGCCUUCUUUGCCAUGGUGCUCACCAGUGCUCUAUGCAUAAUUUUCAGACCUAAACUAUGUCCGAAAAGAGCCAGCUCCCGCUCAUCCAACAACUCUGAGGUGCAGGAGAGAGUGCAGAACUCUGGAGCUGACGUCCGUGAGCUGCAGCUGGUGGCUACUAAUCAGCCCAGCCUGGAGGUCCCUGGCACGGCAGAGAACGACAACAACCACUCCCUCAGCCUCACACACACAGGUUCCCCGGUCAGUGUUGGUGGUGAUAUGUCUGAGCAUGCUGGAGUGGACUUCUCAUCCAAUGGUCUCACGGAACUGGACUUGGGGACAGAUGAGGUGUUUAUCAUUUCAUCUGUGCCCAGUCCGAGCAGCAGACUGCUGUUCUCGGCCCAUACGCAGCGGGAGAGGUUUUUGAGGCACAGUGACACCGGCCCUGGCCCUGUAAGUGACUGGCCCUCUCCAGACCCGGCUGCCUCACCCACAGAGACCCGUGCUGCCCAGGAUGGCAGUGCCAGCUGUGCCCGACCCCGGCCGCGGGCCUGGAGCGUCCGCACCUUCCAGGACUUCCUCCCUCCACUGCCCCAGUUACACAAGAAGUGGUGCAGUUGGAACUCCACCAGUCCCUUCACUAAGCUGGUGGACAGCGCCCCGUCAGGCUUUGUGUCAGAAUGCCGUGGGGAUGACAGCAGGAAAGUGUUCUCCGACCCCCAGUUGGAGGCCCAGGACGACAGUAACGCCUCCGACUCCUCCAUGAGUAACGUCUCGUAUCCCCUCACCCUGCCCGCCCAGAGACAGCGCCGCCUAAACUCCACUAGCAACAUGCGGCGCUCCCGCUUCACCGGGCCCUGCUUCGGCCUGCUCUCUGGGUCCAGUCCCUCAGACAGCACCAAGGCCCCCGGGGGCCCCCUCCUCCAGGCCUCCCCAUCCCAACCCAGUAACAGUACCUCUGGGCAGGGGCAGCCGGAAGAGGUGCAGGGUGGGAAGCGCCGUGAUUUCCCAACAGAGAGCGACCACGUCAGUGUCCCGGUGUUUGCCAUCUGUGAAGAGGAGGACCGGCAGCCCUUGAUCCUGGCUGAGCACUUGGGGUAUUCCUCCAUGCUGAACGGACUGAGUCGGGGGGUGUACGAGGCAAAGGGGCCCGCCGGCGCAAGCCUCAACCCUGGCCCCCAGAGCGCAGCCAAUGGCCCCCUCCUCCAGAGGGGAAGGUCAGAGUGGAGGCCAUGGGGGAGUCAGGCCUCAGGAGGGGCCAGUCCUUACCCUCUCCCUCACCCCUCUGACUCACACACAGCCACCAAUACUAACGAGUUAAAGUCCGCCUUCGUGCACAGCACAGCCAAUCAGAUCCAGAUGCCUUCCCUCAACCAAUCAACAGUGCCAUGCAGUGUGACGGGCAAUGUGAUGUGACCAGUGACAGUCCAGCAUUCAGGCCAUGUGACAGGAGAGCAGACAGACAAAGUAUGCACUCAGCAAAGCAAUAAUAAACUAUUUUUAGUGCCACCUUUGUAAAAUGCAAAAACUAACUUUUUUGAUUACUGAAAUCAACUUUUAUAUGGCAUUUCUACAUUCUUGAAGUCAAUUGCUUUAUGGUGACAAACUGGAUGUUUUCAUACUAGUACACACUAUAUAUUUUUUUAUCAAGUUAAAGCCCCAAUGUGGACUUUAAAAAAAAUCUCAAUAUCAAAUACUUUCUGGGUAACAUUUAAGUACCUUACUGUUAUAAUUGUCCAAUAAAAUGUUAAAACAUAUACUAAAAUAGCUUUUUUAUCCACAUAAUUUUCCAUCCUCAUGAUGCCAUCUAUUUUGUGAAGUGCACCAGUCCCUCCUGCAGCAAAGCACCGCCACAACAUGAUGCUGCCACCCCUGUGCUUCACGGUUGGGAUGGUGUUCUUCGGCUUGCAAGCAUCCCCCUUUUUCCUCCAAAAAUAAAGAUGGUCAAUAUGGCCAAACAGUUCUAUUUUUGUUUCAUCAGAGCAGAGGACAUUUCUCCAAAAAGUACGAUCUUAGUCCCCAUGUGCAGUUCCAAACCGUAGUCUGGCUUUUUAUUACGGUUUUGGAGCAGUCGCUUCUUCCUUGCUGAGCAGCCUUUCAGGUUAUGUCGAUAUAGGACUCGUUUUACUGUGGAUAUAGAUACUUUUGUACCUGUUUCCUCCAGCAUCUUCACAAGGUCCUUUGCGGUUGAUUUGCACUUUUCUCACCAAAAUGAUGAACCAGACUUGGAGGUCUACAAUUUGUUUUCUGAGGUCUUGGCUGAUUUAUUUUGAUUUUCCCAUGAUGUCAAGCAAAGAGGCACUGAGUUUGAAGGUAUGCCUUGAAAUACAUCCACAGGUACACCUCCAAUUGACUAAAAUUAUGUCAAUUAGCCUAUCAGAAGUUUCUAAAGCCAUGACGACAUUUUCUGGAAUUUUCCAAGCUGUUUAAAGGCACAGUCAACUUAGUGUAUGUACACUUCUCACCCACUGGAAUUGUGAUACAGUGAAUAAGUGAAAUAAUCGGUCUGUAAACAAUUGUUGGAACAGUUACUUGGGUCAUGCACAGAGUAGAUGGCCUAACCAACUUGCCAAAGUAUAGUUUGUUAACAAGAAGUUUGUGGAGUGGUUGAAAAAUUAGUUUUAAUGACUCCAACCUAAGUGUAUGUAAACUUCCAACUUCAACUGUAUAUUAAAACGAGAUGUCUGUUCACCUAACAGGGUUGACCUUAAAAUGAGGGACAGGUUUAUUUAUUUUUUCUUUAAAUUAAUCACAAAUCACAUGAAAUAAAUAAUAAUCUUCAGAAAUUACUUUGUCAAAGCAACAAAAUAACUAGGUCUUUACAAUGAUGGAGAACCCUUUGAGAAAGUUUGAGGUUAAGUGGGUUAAAAUCUCCCUGAAAGUCAGAGGGCUCACAGAGGGCGCGUAGCAAGUCUUUAUUAGUAUAAAAAUUAUGAUUUAUUGAAUUCUCCAUGUGGUCAAUAUUAAAGGGCACUUCACUGAAUAUAAACAGGCUUUUAACAUUCUAUUCAAUAUUUUGUGCACAAUUUCUACUUAAAAUAUCAAAGGGAUGCAAAAGGCACUCAUUUUGUGGAAUGAAAAUGAGCUGUUAUUGGCAAAGCGUUUUGGAACUCUUUGUUUUUUGUCUAUUUACUUAUACCGCCUGGUGAUGUCACCAGGCAAGCCAAAAUACCACCCAUGCAAACCUGCUGAUUUAGAAGGUCCUGUAUAAAUUGUAUUUUCAAUUAGCAACUAUCAGGAAAUAAUGCUGAUAAAAAUGUUUACGCUUUUACAGUGUUCGUGCUAGAUUCAAUCAGAUUGACAUCCGUAUUGCAUUAUUUUGGCGGAAUCUUAGGUGGAACUGCGAGCUGUCAAAUCAAGCGACUCUUUGCGUUACCUUUUCGCAUACAUUGGAUGCAACGGAACCACACCCGACUAUAAUCCGACAAAUCCCAUGCAGCCACGUUACAAGUUCAUGCAGCCACGUUACAAGUUCAUGCAGCCACGUUACAAGUUCAAGCAGCCACGUUACAAGUUCAUGCAGCCACGUUACAAGUUCAAACACUCGAAUUAGGCUGCUGGGCAUAAAUCCCCCCCAUCCAAAUACACAUGAAACCAUGCAUUAGCCUCACUUCAAUGGUUUGACAUUUGAGAGUCAUUAUUUCCACCAUGGAUAGAGCCGACACUUUCUAUCGCCGUAGGGAUACUAAAGAAGGGAGUGGUUUGUGACACAUAAGAGCAGCUGCUCACUAAUGUCAGCUAAUACCGCAGUUACACAUCCAACACCGCCAAAACAUCUGCUAUGCGGAUGUCGGCCAACGCUGAAAUCCGCAUAGAUUGAAUCCAGGCCUUAGUUUUAUCAGCUGUUGUACAAUAUGAUACAAAACACAGGAAAAACAGAAUGUUGACUGCAAUGGGCCUUUAAAACAUCAAUAUUUGCUGUUUACCACACAAAGGCAUUUUCAGCUUCUGUAUAAUAGUUAAAAAACGUUAGAAAAUAUUGAAUAUGGAUGGAAACAUUGUUUUUAUUUUCAAAGACCAGUUCAUUUCCCAACUCCUCUGAGCACUUUUGUAUCAUAUUGUACAACAGUUGAUGAAACUUACACUGAUUUAUUUUUUAAAUCACAUUUUUACAGAGUUAUUCCUAAUUUUAUUUAACUAGGCAAGUCAGUUAAGAACAAAACAAUCUUAUUUACAAUGAUGGCCUACCCCGGCCAAACCCUAACAACACUGGGCCCAUUGUGCGCCGCCCUAUGGGACUCCCAAUCACGGCCGUUUGUGAUACAGCCUGGAAUCAAACCAGGGUCUGUAGUGAUGCCCCUAGCACUGAGAUGCAGUGCCUUAGACUGCUGUGCCACUCAGGAGCUAAUAGCUGCUUGUUGAAAAUACAAUCUAGACAGGACUUUCUAAUCAGCAGGUUUGCAUGGGCGGGAGUUUCGGCUUUCCAUUGUGACAUCCCCAUGUGGUACAUUGGUUAAAAGACCAAUAGCGAAGUUCCAAACCUCUCUGCCAAUAACAGCUAGUUUUCAGUUUUCCCCUCCCCACGCAAACUACUCCCAUAGUCCUAGCUAAAAUCUUGCUUGAGAAUACAUUUUUUUCUAAAAAGCUCUGUUUUUGCCCAUUUCAAUGGAAUCUAUUACAGAAAGUUACUUAAUUGUUACCCAGAACUGAUUUGAGAUAAAAACAGCUGCAUUGGGAAUUUAAUCCAUUUGAUUAUUUUUUUAUCAAAUUAUAAAAAUCUUAAACAUAAGCACUUCCAACGCAAUUGCGCCCUCAUGCUUGUGUGUACUUUUACCUUUUGUCCAACAACCUUGGCCUUGGAGCAGUGGAUGAUAGUAGUUCCACAGAGCUCCAUGGAGAUGGUUUAUGCUUACACUACGACUCUGUGCCCUCCAGUGUUAAACUGAUGUAGCUCACAUGCAGUAUAUUAACGUCAACGCUGCAACAAUGUAUCCAAAUGUAUUCCUAAGGUUGAUAUUGAAUUCUAAAAGGGAAUUGAUCAUUGUAAAAAGAAAAAUGACAAAUGCAGUAACUAACCUUUCAAUAGAAGUAAGCAUAUAUGACUAGCUAUAGAAAAACAUAGCAAUUGCAACAGAAAAUAAAUAGGGUUGGAUGGAAUUUGU